This is a messenger RNA of Marchantia polymorpha subsp. ruderalis, 295 nucleotides long. The record is from the annotation of a GenBank genome assembly. NCBI's taxonomy places the organism in Eukaryota, Viridiplantae, Streptophyta, Marchantiopsida, Marchantiales, Marchantiaceae.
CACUCAUACCAGAAACAUGCACUAACAGGAUUUGCAACAUAUUUGUUCCAAUGAAAUUGUUUAAUCUGACAGGCCCUCAAUAGGUUACUGACGGCGUGACCCAUCUGCCGGUGUAUCCAACAAUGCUCAAAAGCAAGCUCAAAGGCAUGCCUUCUAAGGUUGGCAUGCCGAGGUGUUGGAUUGGUGUCAAGCGAUCUCUGGGAAUCUCACCAUUAGUCACCAAACGAACAAAGGUCAGCAACUUAAAAGUCCAAUCGGUUUAGCAAGUCGUGCACUCCUGUUAUCAGUUCAUGGC